Messenger RNA from Ruditapes philippinarum (Manila clam), 1138 nucleotides. RefSeq lists its product as uncharacterized. The coding region runs from base 16 to 1119 and encodes 367 amino acids. The transcript is spliced from 9 exons. The record is from RefSeq and is a predicted model, not a curated record. NCBI's taxonomy places the organism in Eukaryota, Metazoa, Mollusca, Bivalvia, Venerida, Veneridae.
AUCAAAAUAGAAUACAUGUUUGUAGAGAACAAUUUUGUAUUAUCAACGACCCAUUUUUCGGUUAGGGGAAAUGAUGACACUGAUGGUUUGUUAAAAGAAAACAGUACAAACAGUGGUAUCAAUUUAUGCACUGGAUCAAAAUACAAACACACCAAGAAGUGGGCAGUAGCGGUUUGUAAUGAUAAUCUUCCUCGUCAUGCUGUACAGGUAGAAUUCGACUACUUUGACAUGGAAAACGCAGAUGACUGUAUCUUUGGUUCAUUGAAACUUUUGGCAGGAGACAGAGAAGAGACAUCUUUUCUUAAUGAACAAUCUUGCGGAAAGAAUAAACAUGGACAAACUUUUGUAACAAUGGGCAAAUCACUGAGUCUUGAAAUUAAAACAGAUGAAUCAUUAGCCCUUAAGAAUUUUCAAGCAAAGGUUUCAUUUGUACCAGAUACAGAAUGUAUAUGCAAAGACAACAUGGAAUGCACUCGGGACAACACUGAAAAAUGUAUUCACGGAAAAUAUUGUGAUAUAAAUACAUGCCAAAACGGCGGAACAUGUAUCCAGACUAGUUUUGAAGAGAAAUGUUACUGUCCUAAAGGUUUCAAAGGAGACGACUGUUCACAAAGAUAUGGUGAAUUUUCGAACAAAAUAACAUUCAUCAGUGCACCCGUGGACCGCACGCUAAAGAGAGGUCAAGGUCAUAUCGAAGAAUGUCUAGUUGAAGUUCCAUAUGAAGAGGAGGUAGUAUAUAGUUGGUCAUUACAAGGAACAUUAAUAAAUCCGUAUAAUAACACAAUAGGAUUUGGAACUCAUCCGGGUGGAAUAUUACAGAUUGACAAGUUCUCGGACGAAAUGGAGGGGCAAUAUUCAUGUAUCGCUACAACCUCGGUCGAAACAGUGAAUCACACUUUUACGUAUACCAUUGCAGAGGAUUGUGACGUCAGAAUAUACCCAGGACCACAGUCAGAGAUCAAAAAACCUAAUGAAAUAGCUUUACUUACGUGCCGCGUGAACCAUCGAGUAAAAGAAGUUAGAUGGAAGAAAGAUGGUGUUUACAUUGAUUUUAACAAAGAUGAUAGAAUCAAGGUACGUUUUCAAAUGCAUAUACAUGUAAAUCAUGAAAAUAAUUAAUAGAAUUGUUGUCUUGUUU